Spea bombifrons (plains spadefoot toad) is the source of this 942-nucleotide messenger RNA. Its product is annotated as olfactory receptor 2K2-like. Lineage: Eukaryota; Metazoa; Chordata; Amphibia; Anura; Pelobatidae. Bases 1 to 942 code for a protein of 313 amino acids. The record is from RefSeq and is a predicted model, not a curated record. Gene Ontology annotation, molecular function: olfactory receptor activity; G protein-coupled receptor activity. The transcript has a single exon. Gene Ontology annotation, cellular component: membrane. Gene Ontology annotation, biological process: G protein-coupled receptor signaling pathway.
AUGGAGAUCGAGAACCAAACUGUUAUAACUGAAUUCAUUCUUACUGGACUUUCUCAGAACCAGACGACUAAAAAACUACUUUUUGUCUUGUUUUUACUAGUGUAUAUAUUGACCAUUUUUGGGAAUAUUUUUUUAAUAUGCGCCGUUAUAGCCAACUCUCGUAUGCACACGCCUAUGUAUUAUUUUCUCUGCAAUUUAUCCUUUCUGGAUUUAUUGUACACAUUGAGCACAGUCCCCAAACUGUUAUCAGACCUGCUAUCUGCAGGAAGAGGAAGAAUAUCAUACAUUGGGUGCAGUUUACAAAUGAAUAUAAGUCUUUUCCUAGGAGAAACGGAAUGUAUCCUGCUGGCGGUGAUGGCGUACGAUCGUUACAUAGCGAUCUGCUUCCCCUUGCGUUAUAUGGUUAUUAUGAGCUGGAGGAUAUGUAAAAAUAUCACAGUUGUGGUAUGGCUGGGGAGCUUUGCUUGUUCUAUCCUUCCUACAGUGUCAAGCCUACGUCCGAUCUGCAAAGGAAACCAAAUUAAUCAUUUUAUUUGUGAAGUUAUAGCUUUAAUGAAACUGGUUUGUGGAGACACUUCGUUUGAUGAAAGUAAAAUAAUUUUUGCAAGUUUCUUCACACUUUUAGUCCCUUUAGCUUUUAUUUUAGUUUCUUACAUGUGUAUCAUAGCGUCCAUAUUGAAAAUCCAUUCUGCGGAAGGAAGGACAAAAGCUUUUUCAACAUGCGCUUCCCACCUGACCGUAGUGUUAAUGUUUUACGGGACCAGUAUGUCUCUGUACCUGGGGCCAACAAAGCAGGUUUCACAAAAACACAAGUACAUAUCUGUCGUCUAUGUUGUUGUGACUCCCAUGUUAAACCCUUUGAUAUACAGUUUGAGAAACAAUGAAGUAAAAGGUGCUUUCAGGAAGAUGCUAAAUAGGAAUUCUUUGUUUCUAGAAAGAUAA